UGGGGCAAUAUCCACACACUGCUGCAGUCGAAAGAUACUGCAAAUUACUGUGAUAAGUCAUUUUUUGUAUCUGUUGGUAAUGAAAUUCUUAAGGAUACACCCCCUUUCUCCAAGAUAAGGCCUCCCUGGAAACUCUUGACCAUCAUUUGGAAGCAAGUUUAAUCGUGCGGACUUGCCCAGAGUCCUGGCACUGUGUGAAGAAGGCACGAUCCACUGACUAUUCUGCACACCUUUUCGCCUUUCUCAACAAAAGGUCUGGUGCUCAACUGGGAGCCGCAGCCAGUUACGGGCAGCUGUCUGGCAGGGCACGUGCAUGACGACAUGCGUGUUCGAGGCAUCCAUUUAGGGCCCUCGGUGUAGCGAGUGUGCCGGGAGGCUUGCCAAGGUCUCUCUCCUUCCCCCUAGCUACACCUCGUCGCCCUUCAACCGACUGGUCGGGAUGGCGAAAGAUGGAGGCAAGUCAAAACGUUAUCAGGCGCCGCUCGUCGCGCGGAAGAGACUAAUCAGAAAGCGACGCCCCCCCCCCGCCUGCUCUCGAGGGGCGAGGCGGACCGCUCUCUUUGGCCCCGCCCAGCCGGCCUCGUUCCGGCCUACCUGUUUCCUCCCCCAGCCCCAUGGGGGAAAGAGGCGGGAGGGAACGGGGAGAGAUGACGGGCCUGGUCCAAACAAGGGAGGCUGCGCGCAGUGUGUGUGUGAGGGAGAUGGGAGCCGCCUCUAGUCCCCCUCCCCCUCCGUUCCUCCCGCCCUUGUGAGGCAGACCAAGCCCCUCCCCCGCCUUCAGUUAGAAAAAGGGAGGGGGGGUUGCGAAGGGAAGAACUCGAGGGAAUUUUUCAAAAAAUAACGGCGUCUGGAAGCAGGGGAGGGAGGGUUGCCGAGCGCGCGAACGAGGCUUCUCGCGCCGGAGCUCCGAAAGCUGACGGGGGGGGGCGCGUUUGGAGGGAGGGGCACCCAUGGCGCCCGAGGAAGAACCCGAGCAGGCAGAAGACCGCUCUGGCUCCAGCCCUCCUCGGGCCGUUCGAAGUCCUGCGUUGGCUAUGGCUCACCCUUCUCUGAGCGACAGCUCCCGUUCGGCUCUCUACCGCUCGGCGGCCAUUUCCAGUCACGGCGAAGGAAAAGAAAUGGGGGGCGGCGGGGGAGAAAGACAGAGAGGAAGGAAGAACCAUAGAGAGAGAAAACCACUUUCUGCGACGUUAGAAUAGCACGAUGGCAUCACUUCCGCUCGGAGAAAGGGCGGAGAGGAAAUAUGACCUCUUUACCUUGGCGGCCCCAGCUACCCGUAUGAAAGAUGGCGGUUAAGAAGCGGCUGAGGCGGCGUGAGCGACGCUAGCUGCCCUGGCAGGAAGUCUUCGGCGUCACGUGAUCUUUCCUUGCGUUGGAAGGACGCAGGGAGAGGGAAAAGCCUAUGUUGCUGAGGCGCAUGCGCCUGUCGCGCUUUUUUUUUUUCUUGUUAGUUACCGUCUGCGCAACAAAUCACGGGUAAAAAAUAGGGUUGAUUGCUCGAGUCUUCAGAGUUUUGCUAUAGCUGCGGGAUUACACCAUAGUUUUGGGGAAAACAUAAGGGCAGAUAAUUUCGGGUUCUCAUUAUGUUGCUCAUUUAGGAAAAUGUUCGUGCAUAGGGUUAGCAGGGAAAUUGUGUAACUGCCUUAAAACCAGCCAUUGAGCUGCGUUCCUUGGUCCAAAUCCGGGAUACUGUACAGCCUCCUACUUUGCACUUCUCUUUUUAGCUUAUUGUGCCCUUCCUGGGGAAAAGUAUAGAACGCCAUUUUUCAGUCUUUUGAGUCCGUUGCUGCAAAAAGAAUGAAUAGUUCUGUGGCAUCUUAAAACAAAUUCAUGCUACAGUUAAUUUGUUACCCUGUAAGGUGCCAACCUAGCAGUUUGAAAGCACGUCAAAGUGCAAGUAGAUAAAUAGGCACCGCUCCGGCGGGAAGGUAAACUGUGUUUCCGUGCACUGCUCUGGUUCGCCAGAAGCAGCUUCGUCAUGCUGGCCACAUGACCCGGAAGCUGUACAUAGGCUCCCUCAGCCAAUAAAGCGAGAUGAGCGCCGCAACCCCAGAGUCGGCCACGACUGGACCUAAUGGUCAGGGGUCCCUUUACCUUUAAGGUGCCACAAGACUCUUCUUAUUGUUUUAGAACAGCGUUGUAGCAUCACAACAUCCAUUUAAUGUAGGUUGGACUGAGAGACAGCAACUUGUUCCUUGCCAUCCAGUGAUCUUCUGUACCUUUCGGGCCAACACUGAGCCACUACACACACAUUUCCCGGCCAUCAUCAGUUCCAUCCCCAUCAAUCCCAACCAUCAUUACUUAGCAUUUCGAUUUCAUAGUACCAUGUUUUAAAACUGGCUAACUGACCCUAUCCGUUUUCAAAUGGAGUGUCCUGGGGAAAUGAUCCACCGUUAUUAAAACCUAGACCUGUCCAUUCAUCAAAAUGAAAGAUGCUCCCAACCUCUCAAUUCCUUCCCACUCAAGGUUAUGGUGUUUGCCUAGCUGGCAUGGUUUUGCCAUAUAUGAGCACUUAAGUCCACAAAGUGACUUGGGACUUUAGAGUAUCCCUGAUUCAACAUGAGACACCUUAUUAACAGCACAAUCUGACCUGGGCACAUACAAACUGUCCAAAUCCCUCAUUUCACAUUGUCAUUUGGGCUUCACAGAGAGCCAAAGCACACCUCUUGUAAAUACCUUAUAAGCAACAAUUUACAAAAGAAAUAAAGAAGCUUCUGUCAUCUAUCACUUGUACAUUGUGGGUCUUUACAAAAUUGAAUAGGUAGGGAAAGAAGCCAUAUUGUAUACUUUGUGACUCUAAGGACAGAACAUAUCAAUAGGUGGCACUCUUCACUCAUGCUGCUAUCAUUAUAUAUCACUUAGUAAUAGUAUAAGUAUAAGCAAUUUAGGUUAGUAUAGUGUAUAGUAUAGUAUAGUAUAGUAUAGUAUAGUAUAGUAUAGUAUAGUAUAGUAUGUUUUUUUUCUGGGGGGUUGCAGGGGUCCCCUAAACAUUUUUUGAACCUUUGUCCAUUUGUCCAUUUACUGUAUUUAUUUUUCCCAUUUUGAAGUAUAAAAUGGUGAUUUUUCUUGAGUCAAAAUGAUAGUACUCCUAAACAUUGUUUUAGAAAAAAGCAAUAAGUAUAGUAUAGUACAGUAUAGUAUUAUUAUUAUUAUUAUUAUUAUUAUUUACUAAUACUAGUAUAAGUUUUAAAACAAAUGCAUAGAAUAAAAAUGGAAGUAGAGGGAAUAUACAGCUGGGAUUAGGGAUGGGAGACUUGACAGCUGGGGCAGGAUAGUUAACACUAGGCAGAACCAGGGCUCACAGUGUCCCCACUCUUUGUACUGGUUCCAUUCCUGUGAUCCAGCAGAUUAACAAGCAAACAUUUAUUAGGUCAAGUUAUUCAGGGCACAGCUAUACCCAUAUGUAUACUCAGAAGUAAGUCCCACUGUGAUCCAGUGGACUUACUCCUAAAUGUAUCAGAUGACCAUCUUCAUUGGCUUAUGUUUUGCAUGUCAAGGUAGUGCUGACCUUAAAGGAAUAAAAUAAAGUUGGCUAUUCUGCUACCACUGUGUUGUCCAGAAAAGUGCUUCAGAUCAUACAUUUCCAGGGGAGAAGUAAUUGAAAGAAAGUAAAAUAAAGUAAUAAAUAGAGGCAUUCUUUCAAAUACUUUGGUCCCAAACAAUGAACAGCUUUAAAGGUAAUCAGCUCUUUGCAUUGGGCUCUGAAUUUGAGAGGGUGGAUAUGAUUAAGUGAGGGAAUGAGAGGAGGGGGUGGAGAUGGAGGGUGCUUUUUAUCAUUUUUCUAUUCCCUGCAAAUGUAACCAGCCCUAAUUUAAGGUUUUGAUGUGUAUGCAGCCCUGAGCAUCUCAUUGUCUAAAUGCUUGGCAGACGGCCUUUCCCAACCCAAGUUUUCGAUCAAGCACAUCCCUGCUUUCUAUGCUGGCAAUGGGUGUUGCCCAUAUGUGGAGCAGGACCUUCUCUGUGACAGCACCACAAUUGUGGAACUACCUCCCAUUGUUGAAAUGACCGCCCCCCUCAGUAUUGUCAAUUUGUUGCCAUUUGAAGGGCAUUUAUGCAUUCAGGCCUUUGGAAUAAAUUGAAUCUUUGCACCAUGUGGUAUUUAUAUUUAUUUUAUGUAGGAUUUUAUGUACUGAUUGUGAUAGCUCAGUCGGUAGAACAUGAGACUCUUAAUCUCAGGGCUGUGAGUUUGAGUCCAAUGUUUGGCAAAAGGUUCCUGCAUUGCACGGGGUUGGGCUAGAUGAUUCUUGUAGUUCCUUCCAACUCUACAAUUCUAAUAUUCUAUGAUUGGAGGCAGUGGCCAGGAAGUAAGGAUGAAAUUUGGCUUAAUAGAAGCCAGGACAGACUAAGAUAAGAAAAGAGGUGGUAAAGAAACAGCUAAGCUACUUUAAAUGAAUUCAAAUCUCCAGGGCCUGAUGAGCUGCAUCCAAGGCUACUAAAGGUAAGGAGCUAGUGGGUGUAAUCUCAAAGCCUCUGUCUAUAAUCUGAGAAUUCUUGGAGAACAGGUUAGGUUUAGGUCCCUGCAGACUGGAGGUGGGCAAAUGUUUCCUCCCCCGCCCCGCCCCCGGUAACUACAAACUGGUCAACUUGAUGUAGGUAGUAGGAAAAUGAUGCUGUGAUUACUAAGACCCAUUGUUUCCCCAUCAUCCUGGAAAAAAAGUAGCAAGUGUGGUGCUGCAGGGUUUUGCCUCUAGGAGUUGGCUCCUGUGGUGUCCUUAUAAGCAACUUGGAUGAAGGAAUUGAGGGUAUGCUCAUCAAAUUUGCAGAUGACAUCAGAGUGGGAGGGAUAGCAAACUAAAUAUUAAUGAUUGUGGAUGCAUUUGUGUAUUCUUCUGCUUUUGCCUACGUGAAGUAUUCAAAGCCAUUAUGGCCGGCCGGCCAACCAGACAGUACUAUUGUUUCUGUCUGGUAGAAACUGGAAUUUCUUGUUAGUUUAUUAUUAUUUUUUGUCUUUUCUGAUUGGCAGCUCAGUUGUAGAGGUGGAGCCCAGCAGGUAUGCUGCCCUCACCCAUGAUGUCACUCCACAAUAUGCAAGCAUACUUUUGUUUGUUAUCCCAGAGGCUGGUGCUGCUAGCCUUCCAAAACAGUUGACCUUAUUCUUGGCAUACAAAACAUGAUUUCUCUGCUACAGAACAGAGGUGGAUUCUGAAUGUACUGUUUUUGUUUGACCGCCUAAUUUUUCUCCUUCCUAAGAUACAGGAAAGGUGAUCACCACCGGCUGCAGCCUAAAGUUUUAAAAGUAUUUCUUAUGCUUCGCAAGAGAGAACAGCAGUUAGAUUUUGCUCAGCCAUGCUGCUUGGACACAGAAAGCAGCAGUAGCUUUCCCUCCCAACUUGUCGAGAUAAUUAUUUUUUGAGUUAUCUAGAUCGCAAUCUGCCAGUACAAGGGAACACAGGAGCAACAGUGGCAGUACAAACUCUCAGUCUGCAUUUCUGAUUUUCUGUUGGAUCUGAAAGUUAAUCAUGGGUCAGCUGUGUACAAAGUGUGUCCAGUUGCUUUGUGACUUGGCUCUCUCAGUAAAAACACUGUCUUCGGGUCUGGUGCAGGAUAUUCAGGAGUGCUUGGGUCAGAUCCAUGAGUGCCCCUGUCUGAAACGGAAAAACUUUAAAACAAAGCAGCUAUACAAGCCUGCCCUUCAGACCCAGGAAGAGGAGAUUGCUCAGGAGUUUCUGCAGCACAUUGAAAGAGGUGAGAAGUUUCUGUUAUGAAGGUGGGGCAGCCAAAGUUGGAGAGAUGUUUACUUGAGCUCGGUUGCUUUGUUUAAGUUCAGUGAUCGUAUAAAGUGAAUGACACAGAGCUGUUUAUGCUUCUGCUCUUAUAAGCAAUGAAGGGAGAAUGGGGGAACCAGUAUUUCACCAGCACCAAAUAUUCAGACAAAGCAGUGGAUCCCAGUUCCAGGCCGAUUGAUUAAAUUACUCUCAUUCAGCAUUUGAAAUCCCAGUUCUACAAAAGGCAUCAUAGCAAGGGGUAGACCUGUUAGCCUCUUGCAUAAAAGCAACAAGAAAUAUUGUGGCAUCUUAAAGGACUAACAAACACAUACUGUACUUUUGCUACAAGCACGAGCACUUUCCUAAGCCAACAUUGAAAUACUCUCGGUAAAAACCUAUUAGGUAUUAGAGGAUUGGAGUUGAAUUUAUUAUUUGAAAACAGAAAGACAUCAAAUGGAAUGCUGUCCACUUCUUCCAACUCUUAAGUGCUCCCAUCUUUUGUUUUCAUCCUUGAUAAUCAAGGAAAUAGCAUGGCUAAGCUGGUUUGCUAAAUACAGUAACAGAAAUCCAAGUUUGGAAUGUCCCAACUACUCUCACAAACUGGCAUAUAUAACAACUUUUUUUCUCACAUGAGGUUUGGACUGCAAAAAUUCAGCUCUAUCUAGUAUGCUAAUUUUAAAGAAGAGAAUAUUUCUACAUGGAAGUUUGUCUCUGUCGUGUUUUAUCUGUUGCUUUAAAUUCUGUGCAUUUGGACUCUUCAGGUAUUUAACUUCUUCUGACACAAUUCAGACUCUGUUAUUAUCACAUCUUUCUUAAGGUUUUGAAAUGUCACCACUUGGCAAGGUCUCCCUAGAGGCUCUGAGGACCUUGGCAUUUUCAGAGAACCCCGGCUUGCAAAAGUCUGCUGCUCUCUAUUACUUGAACAUAAAUCAUCAAAACUGUAAGAUCCAUUCCAUACUCUCUUUUUAAAAAAUUUGUAAGAAGCAAAAAAUCUGGAGAAGCAAAACAAUUUCUCCCAAACGUAGCUGAGUUGUGCCCAAGGCAGUCUUACUGGUUCCCUAGCAUGUGUGAAUUGGGUCUAGCCCCUUCUAAUGCAAGUUCUGUGGAUAUUUAUUUGGAGCCCAGAUAAUGUGGCACAACUUUUGUAGUUACUAGUCUCCCAUUUUAUUAUUUUAUAGAGGUGGGCGAGUGCUAGCUGGCUUUUUACUCAUAUGAGAGGUUGGCAGAAGAGGGUCUAGUAAAAAUAAGUAAUACAGGUUUAGUUUUCACGUGAGUUUGCACAGACAGCUGAAAGGAGGGCUACAAGGUAUUUUGAAAGGCAAAGUAGGCCAUCUAGGUGUUGCUCCAAAAGCAUCAAGUGUUUGAAGAUGUAAGGGACAAGUGUUCCAGAAGAGCUUUUUGCAAUCAGCAUUUCAUCUCAUUCUUGCAGUGAACAUCCAGCUGCCUCGAGAGCAUCUGGAAAUAUACUAUGCUUUGUUGAAGUCUAAUGACUUGGAGGUUCAGCAGAUUUCAUCGUCGUCCCUUGUGAAUUUCUUACUGGAGGGAAAUGGUGAGUAAAUGCCCAAGAUACCAUAUCCUGAAGUCUCCAUCAGCAUCAGCUGUGAUCUUAGGAACUACCACUGUCCAGUUGCCCUGGUAUUUUAUUUGAAGGGCAGGAUAUAAAUUCCUAUACUAAAAAGUGAUAAUCAGUAGGAUGGAUGUUUGCCCUGAUAAAAUGUGGGGUUUUUUUUGGGGGGGGGAGCAUUCAUUCAGAGGAUGGGUUUUGCUUACUUCUCGUACAAAAGGGGUGAGAAAUCAUUUACUCCGGUGUAAGAUGCACUAGUGAUAUUGUGCGCUGAUGGCAAUCCUUUUCUCUCUCCAGUAUAUAGCUGAAUUAAAGGCACUGUAAACAUAACAUUUACUCCUGCUUUUACUGACAAACAGUAACCAAGGAUCAUGUCGUCCAAAUGGAUCUAAUUGAGCCAAUUCUGGAAUUGCUUGAGUCUGAAGAUGCCACAGUCCAGUGUAAUUCCUGUGCCUGCAUAAUGACACUAGCUGUCACAGGUGAGGAGCAUGUCCAAAGCAUAGCGCAAUAAUCAGGUCCAGGGACAAUGUCACAUCCACACCUUGUGAUUGAGAGGUAAUGAUGUGCCUUAUCGUUAUAGAAAUUCUGAAUCAAGAAGAGCUGAAUUCCGUGAGCAGAGUGGAUUAUUCACAUUGGUAUGCUGUAACUAGUCGUGGUCAGUGUAGUGGGGCAGAGCUUGUGGAGGCACACUUCUGACACCAGUUUGACUGCAGCUUACCUGGAGGGCUCUGGGUGGUGACACGCUUGGUGCUUCACAGACACACAAGUGGAGCCAGUGCAGUACUCCAGGAUUGCCUAAGAACUGCCUAGUCACUGGCCCCAUACUGUGCAAUGAAUAUAAAGUUGGCCUUGGAGUCCUGGGUUCAAAUCUUAAUAAAUGAUGACGUGUACUUUCUAAAGUCAGGUUUUGCUUCAAGGUGACCCAUAGCAAUAAGCAUCUUCACAAAAACCUGAUGGUAAACUCUUAACAUUAUUCAUUCUGCCACUAGGCACCCAGGACCCCCAACUCAUAUGCUGCAACUGUUUUGUGCUGUCCACUCUCUGUUCUUUAAAGUGUGGCUGGAGGAGCAUGGAUACUUCUUCCUCCAAAGAAACCUCGUUGAUUUCUAUUUUGCCCUGUUGUUUUGCCAGAUGUCAGCCAUGAAGCCAUCGCAGCAGCAGGAGGCGUGGUACCCUUACUGGCCCUUUCUAAAUCCUACGAUCCAAGAGUCCAACAAAAUGCAGUUGGAGCAAUUUUCAAUCUCACACAAUCAGGUAUUAGGCUGCAGGGGAUUUAUUUCAAUGGGCCAAGUGCACUGACACAGAAAUUUGUGGCAAGGGAAACUUAUCGUCAAAGCUAUUGUUUUCUUUAAAAUGAAAUGUUUUACUUCAAGUACAAUGCUAAAUCAUGUCUACUCAGCGGGAAAGCCAGUUGAUUCCAAUUGGGCUUAUUCCCAGAAAAUGCUAUUUUUGGCUCUUAUCUAUGCAGUGAUGAUAAAGAGCAUGUUCAUUUGGUCAAAAUAGCUCAUUAGCAAUACCACUCUUCCCUUGCAGAACGGAUUCAGCAAAUUUUGUUUCGACAAGGUGCUCUUCCAGUCCUCACCCUUUUGUUACAGUCUUCCGACUCGGAAGUACAGGUAAACUUGACAUUAAAACAGAAGUUUUUGAGCAUUCAAAGCUGUGGAAAUAGCCAGCUGCUCAACUGAACCUACAGACACAGGAAAAGAUAGACGAGACAGUAGUCUUUUAACAUUUUAACUUCCAGAAAUUAGUAAUUCAAUGGUGUUGCACAUACUUUUGCUUGGAGGGGGGUGCUACAUAUGUUUGUGCACCUUGGAAAUGAACUGCUAACCUCUUUAGUGAAAUGAAGAAACAGGUCAUUGCAGCUUGAAGAAAGGUGCUCGUUUCAUAGUUCAGAUUUGUUGUAGGGUUAAAGAAAAUAGCCAGGGGGUAUUCCGGUUCCUCAGUUCUGUUCUCAACUUUUGUUUGGAAAUAGCUAUUAAUAGGCUCUAACCUGUUUGAGAUUCAAGAACUGAACAAAUACUUCUUUCUCAUCUUCAAAUAGGCUAGUGCAAGAGAAAUGCAAACAUGUGAAUACAUGACUGGAGUGUAGAUUUUUAUUCUGUUCUUACUAUGACUCCUGAGAAUUGUAAACAGCCUCAUGAUGAGCAUUCUAUGAUUGCAAGGAAUGCCAUUUGCCUGGCAGAAUCUAUGCAGUACGCCUAGCAGAAGGGGACAAAAUAGUGUGUGAGUGAUUUGUUAAGAAAAAGGAUCUGGUCACCUCACCGUUGCAGUAUUGUCCCCCUUUUUUGACUCUUAGACAUCCAGACUCUCUACACAAUGAUAAUUUUCUAAUCAUAUAGACAAAUAGAGUAUUUCAUAGACCCAUAGAAUUAUAAAGUUGGAAAGGAAUCCAAGGGUCAUUUCAAUACAUGCUGGUUGGCACAGGUGGCAGGGUCUAGUGUAGGACCAGCACAGUCUGUGUGGACUGUAGCGAUCACAGUUGUGUCUCGUUGGGCAAAUAUUCUUUUUUCCUGGGACAUUCCCAAAACUCCUGGAGAUGUACUACAGUGCCAAUCCAGAAAAUGCAGGGAGAUGCUGUAUGCAAAUACUCUCUCAGCCAACAUCCCCCAAAGUUUACUGUAUCUUUCUGGACUCUCUCCAGCUUCAUCUCUCUCUCUCUCUCUCACACACACACACACACACACACACACACACACAUACAUACACACAUAUGCAUUUCAUAAGAAUGUAUGGAUUCCCUUAAAAAUCUGUGGCAAAUAAACAUGAAAGUUUACUUUAGCAUGACUUCAGACCUCGCUCCCCAGCAAAUUACCCAGUUCCUGUUUGCAGAGUCGCCAGAGACAGGAGGGGAAACCCUGAGAUCCUGGUUAUUUUUCAGCAGCAGCAAUUUGAUCACCCUAGGAACGCCAUCAUCACUCAUGGUCCCUUUCAUUUGCUGUGAGGUCUUGACCACAGUUUAAGAACCCUUGGCCACAAGCUUUCCUUUCUCAAAAUCACACCACUUCUCUUUCUUACAGUAUUAUAGCUGUGCAGCUCUGAGCAACAUGGCCACAAACUCGCAGCACCAUAAAGCCAUGCUCCAAACCGGUGAUAGGUUUCUUCUGCGGAUGCUCCUUUUCCUUCUGUCUUCAUCUGUGGACAAGGUAAAGCUGUGGAUUAUGCAGGUUUGUUUUACUAACAGCCCCCCUGGUUUAUUCAGAAAUAUUAUUUUGAUACCAGUGGGAUGUAUUUCCAAGUAAGGUAUGCUUAGUACUGCAGGCUAAAUAUCUUGUGUUCAGGGAAAUGACUGAAAAGAUGCUUUCUUCAGCAUGGGGGCGCAAGAAUACACAAAGGCUGGAGUUAGCUAGAUGUGGCAUCUUCCAUGAAUUUCUAAGAGAUCAAACUCAGAAUCUCCUACAGUCAGAGGGGAUUCCAUGUUUAAAUAAUGGUGAGAUCUCUUGGUUCAAUGUUUUCAUUCUCACAGUGAUGGCCUGGGAAUAUAGGGAUGGGCUUUUUCCUAAUCUCUGCCUGGGGAAGAUUGUGAGGUAGUGUGAGGAGUAAAAUUUCACAAUUACAGAUCUUCCCAAACAAAUGCAAAAUUAACUGGAUUGUUCACUAAGGCUGCAUACACACCAUGCAUUUAAAGCACAUGACUUCCCUCAGAGUAUCCUGAGCACUGUACUUUACCCCUCACAGAGCUUCAAUUUGUAGCACUGUUAAACUACAGCUCCAUUAUUCUUUUCUUUUUGGGGGGAUUGUCAUGUGUUUUAAAUAUGUUUUAAAUGCAUGGUGUGUAUGCACCUUAAAUCAAGAGCAAUUUGUUCUUCUGAAAGGCUACACAUCCUUGUACUAUUAGGCACCCAUAAGUGGCGCUUUUUUGAGUAUCUCUCAGAUAUCUAUGGGGCACUUUCACAGUUGGCUUUAAAGGCUUAGUUUUGCCUCAUGUUGCCACAGAGGACAUGCUUACAUUUUAACUUUACCCAUCAUUGACACAUACCGUAUUUUUUGCACCAUAACACUCACUUUUUUCCUCCUAGAAAGUAAGGGGAAAUGUCUGUGCGUGUUAUGGAGCGAAUGCCUGCGGGUGGCGGAGGGGGGGAUCUGCUGCAAUCGUGAGCAGAGGAUCCAUGGUUCCCCUUCCUUCCCUCCUCCGUGGUUACAAAGCAUGGAUCCACAUGGAUCCUCAGGAUUUUUGCAUUGGGCUACUCCAAACUCACUGUCAGAUCACAUGUCUGUGGCCACAGCAUGAACCACAAAAAUCAUAUAUCCACUAUUUCAUUUAGAAUAUUUUUUUUCUUGUUUUCCUCCUCUAAAAACUACGUGCGUGUUAUGGUCUGGUGCGUGUUAUAGAGCGAAAAAUACGGUAAUCCUGUCAGAACAUUUUGGAGGUUUAGCAAGUUUUGCAUGAAGCUGUUGUGGACCAGUCAGCUUUGCAGCCUUUUCACAGCCAAAAGUUGUUUCUCUAUUGUGUUCUGAUUUCUUUGUUUUCUGCAACUAGGUUUCCAACCAGGCUUGUGUCUGUCUCAGGAAUUUAGCCGUGAGUGGUAAGUACUACAGUCCUAGCAUGCUAAUAAAUGAAAAAUUGCAGUCACUUAAAAGAUACAAAAAUAGAACCCCCUCCUUCCUGUGUUUUGUACAGUCUAGCCUCUGGAAGGAAUGUCCUCAAGUCACUCUUUGUUCUUUUAAGUAAGACGAAUACCAUGUUUUGGUUUCAGGCACGUGGAUGGUGUGACUUUUUUUUUUUUUUUGAAAGUUAAUAAACCCUUCAGUUACCAGAGGCUGUGAGAGUGACAGUACUGUUGUUCUAAAGUAUACCAACAAACACGGAUUCAGUUUUUUAGAGAAGGUAACUGCAAACCAAUCCAGCAUUCAGACUGAUGUAAAGAUUAGUAAAACUUGAUUGACCAAUACCUUACAAUGCUCAAGGCACAUUUCUGCCACAGAUGUUCGGGGCGGGGGAGAGAUCAUGUGGAAGUUUUACACCAUCUAUAAAAGGAGAAAAGAGACUGAAGGAGUUGGUGAAAAAUAUCCCUGGCCACUGAGAUUUUUGCUCAUGUGCUUGUAAUGAAAGAUGUGUCUCUGUGUUUCAAAUUGACAAGCAAGAUCAUUAAUAUGGAUUAUAACUACAAAUCCAUACACUUCCUUUUACCAUUUUUAAACUGUCGAUUCUGUGUGGAAAAAGUAGACAAGAAUAUGGACACACACACACACACACACACACAGCUUUUUCUGGGGGGCAGCAGGGGUAUGCAUACCCCUAAACAUUUUGUGAAUCUAAGUUUGGCCUCAUUGAGGGGCAAUAUUUCAAUAGUAUUCCUAUGAAUAGGAAAAUGAGAGUACCCCUAUACACCCCCCCCGAAAAAAGCACUGGUUGGUUUUUUGUGUGUGUGUGUGAGAAAGAGAUCUAAUCCAGUGGUUAUCUAAUCCAGAGGCUGCAGUCAAUCACUUGCGCCUAGCAGCUGAUUUUGAACAACCACAAUCCCAACCAAAGUUACAGAAACACAACUCUCUGUACCCUUUCUAUCAAUUUCAGUCCCCUGAUUCUGAAGUGAAUUCUUUCCAGCAGUGCCUUUCUACAAACAUUUUGCAUUGCUCAAACAUCCUAUUGGUCUGUCUUUCUCCCUUUCUUUUAUGCCAUUGGCCAGAACACAGGUCCAACCCUCUUGUGCAGUUUGGUCUUCAUCUUCUUUUGACUUUUCAUUAAAAUCAGAACCUAAAGUUUAACUUCUAUACUGUCAUAACAUAACAUUGCCUGAUCUGUGAAGUCCAGGUGACUUGAUUGAGUCAGUCUAGAGGAGGCCCCUUUCUCUCACAAAUCCUUUUCUCCAAAGCAGCUUCUAUUGAUCUGCACACAUGACCUUGAACAACCUUCUCAUUUUCCAAACAGAGAGUGGUCAGACCAGCAUCGUUGCUUUGCAGAUCCCGUCUCGCCUGCUCCCUCUCCUGGCAUCUAACAAGAAAGACACUCAGCACAAUUCCAUCAUUCUUCUCCGGAUUUUAUUCCAGCACCCAGACAACCAGGUACACAUUUCUGUUUUAUAUUACCCUUUGCCUUGUAAGCUUUAGUCAAAUGUGCAUGGCCAUAAUGUUCCGAGGCAGCUCAACCUUGAAAGACGACAGUGGACAAAAGUUUCAUCAAAGGUAACACAUUUAAAAUGACAGUUUGACGCGGCCAGGUGAUCAGUAGACAAUAAUUCAAAAUUCAUUCUGAAAAGGCUUCAGCAUGCAUUAGAAAGUGUGGGAUGAUGUGCAUAUCCAGAAAUAAGGUUGGAAAGGGAGCGCUGGGAACAAAUUCUGAUUAUAAUCAUAUUGGGUUCUAAUCUGUCUUCUCGAGAUUCACAUUCUGUAGCAAAUAUCCAUUUGUGGUUGUGAUGGAUGGUAUAGCUGCUUUGGCAUUGGAGAAAAUGUUCUGUGACAGAGGAAAACUGAACAAUUAAUCCUCAGUAGAGAUGUUUAUAUUGUCUUCUGUUGGGUCAGCUUUUCAUCUUGGUUUGCUCAGACUACUUGUUUCAAUGCCCUCCAGCCUGGGGUUGUUUUUUUAAAGACCUUUUCAAGGAUUCCCAUUCUGCUCUGACCUGAAUUCCAAGUGAAGUAGAAAAGGAGCUCUCCAUGGGAACCCCAGCAGGAAAACAAACUGUGGGACAAAGCUAACAUUUCCAACCAAGAUGAACUAAUGUUUCAGUGGUUACCAACACUACACUGUGUUCCUAGGGAAGAAGAAAUCAUUUGUUCUUUGGUGACUUUGGGUUUGGUUGACUUCAUAGCACCUUCAUUCCUUAACAAACGGAAAAGCCCCACAUCUUCAUAAUGUAAACAUGCCUGCAAAAAUGCAUUCGGAUGUGGGAGUGACAUACAAGUCUCAAUAUGGUGGGACACAGGCAUCAAUAAAACGAAUGGAGGUUGUAACAUGGGAGGUUUGUGGUGGAACAGGAAAGUCAAAUCCUGCAUGUGCCAUUGGAUGCACACACACAUUUCAGUAUCAUCUGAUGUGGUUUGGAGGUAGUGGAGGCUCGAUUUCUCUGCAUUGCUGCCGUGAGUUGGGACUGAAACACGAAGAGACAAUUUGUGGAGCUUUUCAUAGUUCUUCAUAAUUGUAGCUCCCAAAUUGCAAUACACUUGUUGCAGUUCAUCCUAAAUGUAAAGAGUUUUAAAAACUUAAAAGCAUAUCUCUUUGAUUCCUUAGUAAUUCAUUCACUCUACUCUUUUUGGUGCCUGCUUAAAAAAAAAAAGCAUGUUUGUUUCAAAAGGCCUGUCUGGACAUGCAGAAUAUUGGCAUGUGUUUUCUGGUUUUAGUUUAUUGCUGAUUUUUAAUUUUUUUAAUGUUUUAAAUACUAGUUUUAAUUGGGGGUUUUUUUACUGAUAAUUUUAUUGUUUUUAUUCUUUUUUUACCCGCUUUGAGCUUUUUAUUAACAAUCAAGUGAUAUAUAUCUAUAUAUCUAUAUCUCAAUCACCCACCUCUAGUCCCAUUCACAGUGGUAUGGUAGAACCAUGUCUCUUCUGCUGCCUUCAUUUCAGCUACUCACUGGCUACCUUUCCCUUUGCAGGAUGCACUGAUGUGUGAUGAAGUGCUGCAGGCGGUAGGGAACCUGCUGCUCGCCUGGAAAAUGGACCCAGUGAUUGUAGGUCACGCUGCCUGCUUUAUUAAAAAUCUCAGCCUUUCCAGAAGCAUAGAGGUGAGUGCCAAGUCUCCCUUUCAGGAUUACACAUUGCUCUGAAGGCUUCACUUCACUGUUUCUCUUACUAAGUGAUAUUAAAAGAAGGUUACCAGAUUUUUUCCCCAAUAAAUCUGGGGACACUUUUCAACUUCAAUGGAUUUUGUAUGGGGACUGAUUUGUAAAUCUGGGGACUGUCCCCGGGAAACAGGGACAUCUGGUAACCUUAUAAUUAAAAUGAAACAUCGUCUUUGCUUCAUUCAAGGGAGUAAAUGACCACGUGUUUCAAAAAGUACACAAGAAAAAUCUUACCAACAAAUAAAAAGCAAGUUGUGACUUUUACUCCUUCAUUGUAGGCUUUUUGGAAAUUUGGCUUUGUUGGUAUACAUGCUUUUUCAACUAGGUUGUUCCUGUUCCUCCUCCUCCUCCUCCUCCUUCAUUAAAUUUGUAUACUGUUCUCCAUUUGAAGACCAUAGGGCAGUUCACAACAUAAAAGUAGAAAAUGAGAACACAAAAUACAUAAUAAAACAAAACCAAAAACCAACCAAUAACACCCCUUCCCACAAACACAUUUAAAAGGCCAUAGAAUUCUCAACCAACCAAAGGCCUGGUUAUAGAGAAACAUUUUUGCCUGGCACCUAAGGAUAUAUAAUGAAGGCACCAGGGAAGCCUCCCCGGGGGGAGCAUUCCACAAACAGGGAGCAACUGCAGAAAAGGCCCAUUCUCAUGUUGCCAUCCUCCAGACCUCUCAUGGAGGAGGCACACAAAGAAGGGCCUUAGAUGAUAAUUGCUCAAGAAAGUGGAAACCCACUGUGUAUGGAUAAAUGUUUGCAGGAAAUAUGCCAUAUAUUCUUGGCUCCUCAUACCAUCUCCCAGAUUGCCUUGUUAUCACACACUUGAUGGCUUCUUGUGAAAUGAAGGCUAUUGUAACACAUAUCAUUGCAGACUUACUCUGUAUUCAUUAAUUUCAAGCACAUCCAUGUAAUUUGAACUCUCCUGGUGGGACAGUCUCAGGGCGUCAUGAUGCAUAACUAGGGCAUUUAAUAGAACAUGCAUUUGCAUAGAUUAAAUCCCCACAGAUGCCUUUGUUGCACACAUUUCUGGGCUUAACACUUGAAUAGGCACAGCCCUGAAGGCCCAAGGCAAACUAAGAGCUUGGCAUCUAUAAUUGCGGGUGGGGGGGGGACACCACAAUUUUCAGAAUGAAUGUAACAACAUCAUCUACUUUUGUUAUUUGCAGAGAGUCAUAGAAAGUCCAUGCAUUGAAGGACUUUUUCAAGCUGUCCAGAGUGUAGACUUUCUAGAAGAGGAAUCUCUUCACUGUGUGAUGUCUUCUCUUGUUGACCUGAUGAAACAUGGUAAGGGGGCAUUCAGAGUGCUGAGUGGAUGGGCUGAGAGCACACACAUUUUGUACUCAUUGAUUUCCGCUGCUGCUGCCAACUUUACAGCACAGUGUUAUGCAUGUCUGCUCAGAAGGAAGUGCUGUAGCCUUUACCUAUGCAAAAGUCAGUGUGCAUAGGGUUGCAGCAACCUUACAAUUUUGGAGCACAGAGGGAACCAAAGGGCAGUCGUAAAAAUCAACAGAUUCCCACAGUCAGUUCUACGUUAUCCCACUGGCUGCAUAGCUACCAGAGCUGCUAAUAGGAGUGAAACACAGCAGACAAGUGAUUUUAAUCCCAACUCAGAGUUGUAUCGGUAACUUAGUGUUGACAUUGCUAGUAAUUUCUCCAGUGCUUCUAGACCAGCAGAGGCAAACAUGGUACCCUCUGGGUGUUUACUAGCUGAAUGUAUGGAAAGGGAGGUAGCAGAGCAGCAGAGCAUCAAAUUUCCCAUCAGUGAAACCCUCCCUAAGGAAUCUUCCCACCUAUAUCUGCUUCUGAACAUUUUAACCCCCCCCCCUCCAUGUAUGUAUUUCAGUCUUCUGAAAUCCAUUUUACUGGCCUCCCAAGCUCUGCUAGUGUCUUUUCAGCCUUGGCCCUAGGCCUGUUCAUUUGUCUCCUUUUAUUUCAACUCUGCUGAUUUAGUCUUUUACACUGCUCUUCUACCACCAGAGGGAGCCACAGUGCGCAUGCUGGAAUUGGUGGAUGACUCCGUGGUAUGCAGUCUGGCGACACUGGCUGGCCAAGUGGAACAAGCAGAGCUUUCGUUCCACGCUGCCCUUGUGAUCAAACACCUCCUACAGCACAGUACGUAUCAAUGUAAAAGAUCUGAUGUUUGCAUUUCCAGCAUGCCUGAUAUCACUCAAGUGACAACAACAGAAGUCCCAUGGGCCCAAACAGGUUGAAUAGCAGGGGAGUACACUGUACUGGUCAGCUUUGACAAAACUUUUAUUUAUUUUCCAAUCCUGCUAAUUCUAGGAUAGUUUUCAGAGAGUUCCCUGGGCUACAAUAGGACUCCCUAAGAUGGUUUUUUUUUUUUUCUGGACUAAGUGGCAGCUGCAUCUAUCAGUUGUCCCACACCAGCAGACUCCUUUGGGCGUAAAGAAUACAUGUUGAGUUCAUGACAGGAGCUUCUGUCUUCCAUGUGUACAUCCUUUUCUCAGUAUUACAUUUCCCUGUUGAAGAUAGCAACACUGCACAAAGCCGCUAAAAUAUUUGUACAUCACUGUGCACCAUAUGAAGUGAUGCUUAAUUUGAAUAACCAGUGAUAACAUAAACUUGAUGUCUCUGUUGAAUGCACAAUAUAACAUUAAAAAAUAACAGCUGUUGUAAGUGUCAGAUUCAGAAUAAUCACAGUGAGUGUAUAUUAUUAUUAUUAUUAUUAUUAUUAUUAUUAUAGCAGCCAAAAUCAUCAAGAAAUCUUAUCAUUCCAAGUUACAAACUUCAACUUUAUGAACCAAACCUGAAGUUUAAGGCUCUAUUCUCCAUGCCAUACUGGCAUUCAUGAUUGGUAUAUAUGAAUUCUGAAUAUUAUUAAUUAGCAUUAUAAAAUCUUUAUUUAUUAAGGUCUCAAGGCAAAUUACAUAGUAAACAAAUAUAAAAAACACAAUAAAAAUGAUCACACUAAACAACUGCCCAAGCAUACAUUUCCCACCAUAAAAUUAUCAUAAGCAUUCCCAAAUUAUGGAUACCAAUUUAUAAUUUGUCAUUCACCCAACAACUUAGUAACAAGAAAACCAAGUAGUGCAUCAGCAAUGUAAUGGGGUAUCAACAUUUUACAGUGCAUGUUUACUCAGAAGAAAUCCCACUUUGUUCAGUGACUUACUCCCAGGUUAAGUGUGUAAAAUGUUGCCUCAUGCAUUCAGUUUUGUAAUUAUUCCUGUCUCCAAAUUAAUUGCACAGAAGAGAUGGUGUCUUUGUUGAAAUCUCAUAUGAGCAAGGUACAGCAAUACCUCAUCAAGUAUCUUAUUCACCAAGAGAAUCGCUUUCAGCAUCUGGGCAUAUCCACUCUCUGCAUAUUACAGAAAGGUAUGGACUGCUGUAUCACUCGCCACAUAACGUCCCAUGGGAUUCCUAUGCUAUGGCAUAACAGCUAAGCUCAUCAGUACUUACCAGAAGCACCGCAGCUAUAAUGCGCAGCUGAGUCCUGCCUGUUUCUGGUAAUGAAAACCAAAGUCCUCCUUUAAAAAAGGUUUGGUGGAAAGUUAAUUGACUCUCAUUUCACUGAGAAUGCAAUCAGAACUUUAUACAGGCUCAUUUGCCGUAUUCAUUACAAGCUUCCUACUGGAACUGAAUCUGUUCUCAUAAUCGCAUAUAUGAAUCCUGGAAACAGCUAUUUACGGUUCUCAUAAAAAAGUGGGGAGCAGUCUUCUUUUUUGGCAUUUUUAAAGAAUCACAGUGGAAAAGUAGUUAUGCAUGCACCUUCCAGCACCAAACAAACCUGACUUACUUUUGUAAAAAAAUGUAUCUGUUAACAUGGAAUGCAAAAUAACUUCCAUGCAUAAAUGUUUGAUAAAUGGCUUAGAUUAUCAUCACACUCUGUGUCUGAAAGUGGGGAAAUACCCCUAGCAAAGAAAGCAGGAGGCAAGAUUCUCAGGAGACAUUGUUGAACAAGUAAACGAUCAAAGGAUGCAUCUAACUUACUCUUGGAAAGUAAUAAAACAACAAGGACUAUAUUAGGGGUGAGUAAUAGAUAACUCCUGUUCUCAAAGUUGGUCAAUUUGGCUUUGAUAUGAAUGUCAGAUUUUUGUAGAUCCAAGCUGAAUGCAAGACAGGAGAACAAACCCUCUCUCCAAUGUUUUGUAUAGUUGUGGACCAGAGCAAGAUGUACACAUAUGACGAGUUGUGCAGGUCUAGAAGUUGAGUUGUUGCUUCCCUAUUUUUUAGAUGCAGAAUUUUCAUCAGCAUUCAACCAGAGCCAACUAAAGAAGCACCUUGACCAAGUCCGUCAACAAACUGCAGAAACACAGGAGCUUCUCAGUAUUGCUAUCAGACAUAUGGACACCUGAAGCCUUGUUCCACCCUAUGCGUUUUGCUCUAGGUGAUGUCGCUCUGGGUGGCUAGCUUGUUGCCUCUGUAUAGGGAGCUGACUCAUAAUGUGGGUGUCUCAGCUUCACGCCAUGGCUGUGGGCAAAUCCACAGCAAGCACAUGCACAAUAGGACUUUUAACUUCCAUAUGGGUGGAAAUUAGGGACCAGUUUACACAGGAAUGUAUUACUGCUCCAUUAUUCAACGCUUGAUGACUCACAGUAGGAUGUGUGGGCAGAUUCUACUAAAAAGCACUGUGCUUGAAGUUUUAUAAAAGGUCUGUUAGUGCUAUUUGAUCCAUGAUGGCUGAUUCAUACAACGCAGCUCAUUAUUUGAUACAUGGAUGGGCCAGGCCUGAGGAUACUUUCACUAUCCUUAGAUGUACAGACUGUAGCAUUGCAUUGUCCUUGUUGAGGCAUUCAUGAACUGUGAGAGCCUAUACUGGUAGACUAAUCUAUCUUGCUCUAGGUUCAGCUCUGACAGCAUGCAAUCCAUUUCACGAGGCAAAUAUCUUCAUGCUGCCUAGGUGUUUCUGGUGGCCUUAAACUCAUCUGCAAGUUGAUGGCAGUCUCGCAUUUCAGAAUACCUGAACCCUAAUUUCACCCCUUCCAGAUGUCCAGUUGUAAAUAAUAAAAUCUUAGCUUUUCAAGUAAAAUUUUAUUAUAUUUUAUUAAAAUCUACAUUUUGAGAAAGAAAUGUGUGUGAAAAGUAUGUAUCAUGCUAGCUGGUACCAUUAUAUAAUGCUACCAAGUCAGCCUAUGUUUAUACAUGAAUGACCAAUCAGUUCUUUCAUUGCCUAAGGAUAUGUUGUGGUGGAACACUUUACAGCUUUUGAGACCUCAGUUUUCAGCAUGAGGAUUUUAGCACAUUAUCCAAAGCAUGAAUUUGUUGGCACAUUUCAGAAAACUGUUUAGCUUUCUCCAGGAUUUAAUUAAAAUAGUAUUCCUUCAGCUUAAAAAAAACAACACACACACACACAACCUGGAUGAUUUUAACCCAAGAGCGACAAAUUCUAGAAAAGCAGUAGAUACCCUAUCCCUAUACACACACACACCAAAAAUACCUGGCAGGAACCAUCUAGACAAUCCUGGAUCACUAGUUUUUAUAACUGCCCCACUAGCAAAUGAGGAGGACUUCACCAGCAUUCAUUUUGAUAUGUCCUAAAGUGAGAAACACAAGUAUCAUCCAUUUAUCUC
Messenger RNA from Podarcis lilfordi (Lilford's wall lizard), 20505 nucleotides. NCBI's taxonomy places the organism in Eukaryota, Metazoa, Chordata, Lepidosauria, Squamata, Lacertidae. The record is from the annotation of a GenBank genome assembly.